Messenger RNA from Ananas comosus (pineapple), 1673 nucleotides. Its product is annotated as omega-hydroxypalmitate O-feruloyl transferase-like. The transcript has 3 exons. Lineage: Eukaryota; Viridiplantae; Streptophyta; Magnoliopsida; Poales; Bromeliaceae. Bases 264 to 1610 code for a protein of 448 amino acids. Gene Ontology annotation, molecular function: acyltransferase activity, transferring groups other than amino-acyl groups. The record is from RefSeq and is a predicted model, not a curated record.
AAAACAAAGCAACCCCUAACUAAAGAGAAAGAGAUAGAGAGAGAGUCUUACUUUGCUGCUCUUUUUUUCCUAUCUAUUCUCUCUUAAACUUAACACUACACUCCUCCCUUUCUUCUAGACCACCACAGUUCAUAUAAUCCAAUCAGCAUCUCUCACUGCACCAGCACCACAACCACCACUAUAUAACUCUCUUCACCUUCACAUCCCUUCUUACUCACCUGCAACACUCUCACAAUCCCCAUAUCACCCUUCAACAUCCAACAAUGGUCUAUGAGGAUGCAAAAACCAUCUCCAAGAACACAUGCAAUGGAAGUACAUUUGAUCUUACAGUAAAACAAGGAGACCCAUCACUUGUCCCUCCCAUAGAAGAGACCCAAAGAGGACUCUACUUCCUCUCCAACCUUGAUCAAAACAUUGCAGUGAUAGUUCAAACUAUAUACUGCUUCAAAGAUGAGAUUAAAGGGAAUGAAGCUGCCUUUGAUACCAUACGAGAAGCCUUAUCAAAAGUGCUUGUCUACUACUACCCUUUGGCGGGGCGGCUCACGAUAAGCCCCGAGGGGAAGCUCAUCGUCGACUGCACGGGAGAAGGUGCGGUAUUCGUCGAGGCGGAGGCGCAGUGCGAGAUGGAAGAGAUCGGAGACAUUGCGAAGCCCGACCCUUCGAUGCUUGGCAAGCUUGUUUAUAGCUUUCCCGGGGCGAAGAACAUUCUAGAGAUUCCUCCUCUCGUAGUUCAGGUUACAAAAUUCAAAUGUGGGGGUUUCAUACUUGGACUUGCCAUGAACCACUGCAUGUUCGAUGGCAUCGGAGCCAUGGAGUUUGUCAACUCAUGGGGUGAGACAGCGCGCGGCCUACCGCUGUCGGCACCGCCGUUCUUAGACCGGUCCAUACUCAAAUGUCGCAACCCUCCGAUGAUCGAAUUCCCCCACCACGAGUUCACCGAAAUAAAACUGCACUCAUCAAACACCACCAAUGAUCGCUAUGAAGAGGAGAUGGUCUACAAAUCCUUCUCCUUCAAUCCUAACAAACUUGAACAUUUAAAAAUGCUCGCCAUGCGAGAUAGUGCUCUCAAAAAAUGCACCACCUUUGAAUCUCUCUCUGCAUUCGUGUGGCGAGCGCGUUCCAGGGCACUCAAUCUCGAGCCCGAUCAAAAGACCAAGCUUUUGUUUGCGGUCGACGGUCGGCCUAGAUUUGACCCGCCAUUGCCAAAGGGCUACUUUGGCAAUGGAAUUGUGCUGACCAGCUGUUUGUGCAAUGUAGGGGAGCUUCUAGAGAAGCCGCCUUCUUUCGCGGUCGAUCUAGUUCAAGAAGCUAUAAAGACGGUCGACGACCGCUACAUGAGGUCGGCGAUGGACUACUUCGAAGCGACGAGGACUAGGCCUUCGCUUGCCGCGACAUUGCUGAUAACCACUUGGUCUAGGCUUUCUUUCCACACAACUGAUUUUGGGUGGGGGGAGCCAAUUCAGUCUGGGCCGGUGGCUUUGCCUGAGAAGGAGGUGAUACUCUUCUUGUCUCAUGGGAAGGAAAGGAAGAGCAUUAAUGUGCUUCUUGGGUUGCCUCUCUCAGCAAUGAGUAAGUUUGAAGAGUUGCUGGGGAAUGUAGGAAAAGAGUGAAUUACCUACAUCUUAAUGUUUAUGAUGAUGGUGAGGGUGUUGCUCUUUAUAUAUAUAUAUAUA